GCAUUUCCAGCGGACAUUUUCUCUUUGGCCGUCCAACCCUCCCCGAAUUUCACAAUAAUUCAUUAGUCAUUACAGUAUCAUAAUUAUAAUACAUUGUAUACACCGUCCGACGGUGUUGUAAUGUAAUAAUCGUUAUACACUUAUAAGUUACAACUUAUCGUCGCGAUUGACGCUAUAGGAACGCGUUUUUGGCGAUCACGUUUUUCCCCUUUUUCGUUUGCUCCACUCACGAGUACAUUAUAAUAUAGCAUAGUCUUGAACAUUAUAUAAUAUACUUUUAUAGAAUACUUGUACGCGCAAUAGAAUACAUCGCAACAACACAAUAGCAAUAUACAUCCCGUGACGAGUGCAGUCAAGCCAACACAUUCCGGCCGAAGUACAUCACUAAGACAAUAAGAAUAUGGCAACAAAUUGGUGGAAAAUAAUGGUCUUGCAAAUAUUGAUAACUACUGUAAUCUGUUCAACUGGAUUGGAGCUUGGCGAUGAUUCAAAAUUAUCAAAUGAAAAUAUGAUAUCGUUAUUUAAACAGUUUUUAGAGGAUAUAAAUAAUCAACAUGCUGUUAAAGAGAAUGAUAAAGUAGAGAAAAUAAAAGAUUUUUAUCAACCAUCAAAAUUGACAUCAUUAAAUGGCAAAUAUUUUGACAAAUUCACAGAAAAUGAAUUUAAAAAUGAGGAUUUACAGCAAUCAACAUUUGAAAACCUCCAAAAUAUGAAAAGUAUUGAUCAUUUUAACAAGAAAAAAGAUAAAACAAAUUUAUGUUAUUUUAAGAUUUGCAACAAAAAAAAAUCUGUAGACGACUAUGACAAAUUCAUCCGUUAUGUGACAAAAAGAUAUUAUAAUCCACAACAGUUUUAAAUUAUCAAUUUUUGAUUUUAUUGGAAAAAAAUAAAUUUUAAGUAAAUGUAUUAUUCCAAUAAAAUAAUGACGUUAAUAAUAAGUAGUUUAAUAGAGUGAAGAUUCACUUAUCAUAAUUCAUUAAUUAUAUUAUUAUUAUUAUUAUUAUUCAUACUUAUAUACAAAUAAUUAAAACAUAGUAAAUAUUUAAU
Molecule: messenger RNA, 1047 nt
Organism: Myzus persicae (green peach aphid)
Lineage: Eukaryota; Metazoa; Arthropoda; Insecta; Hemiptera; Aphididae
Exons: 4
Coding region: 401-856 (151 amino acids)
Source: RefSeq, a predicted model, not a curated record